AUGCCUCCACGAUUAAAUAUCCCGCCUGUUACACGCAUCAUUCUGAUUGCGCUUGUAUUACAGUCGGUCCUCAGUGCUGCUAUCCGCUACCGGCAAUGGAGCGCGCAGUCCGAGAUCGUCAUCCCCUACCUCACACUGAUACCCCAGCUGUCCCUGAUAUAUCCAUGGACUUUCCUGACCACAUCGCUCGUCGAGAGCAACAUCUUCACCCUCUCAAUUGCUUGCAUGACCCUCUACAAUGGCGGUCGGUAUCUUGAGCGUGCCUGGUCGUCGCGCGAGUUCGCCAAGUUCCUCCUCAUCACAUCCCUGAUUCCGAACAUCCUGACCUUUGGAAUCAUGAUUCUGUUCUUUACCUUUACACGCAACGAGCGCUGGACGAACACUGCUAACUGGAAGGCCAUCUACAGCUUGACCACCAUCGCCGGCACUAUCCCUUUCCAGAUCUCCUUCCUCGUCGCCUUUAGCCAGCUCGUCCCCGCGCACACGGUGACUCUCUUCCGCGGUAUCAUCUCGCUCCGUGUGCCUCGCUUCCCGCUUCUUUACAUCGGCCUCGUUCUCAUCCUCACCCUCACGCCGCUGCUCACCGCGGCCUCCUUCUUCCUGGCCGUCGUCGGCUUCAUCACGAGCUGGACCUACCUGCGCUUCUACAAGACCGUCUUCCCGGAUCUGGACGCCUCCCAACCCACCGCCCUCCGCGGCGACGCCAGCGAGACCUUUGCCUUUGCCGAGUUCUUCCCCAACGCCGUCAAGCCCGUCGUGGCCGGCGCGGCCGACCAGAUCUUCAACGUGCUGGUGGCCGUGCGCCUGUGCACUCCCUUCUCCCAGGCGGACGUGUCGGCCGCCAGGGGGGACAGCUUCCUGCAGCGCGGUGUCCCGGGCAGCGCUAGGGCCGAGGCGGAGAGGAGGAGAGCGCUGGCCCUCAAGGCCCUGGACCAGCGGCUGCACGCCGCCACGGCGAAUGUGGCGACCCGCGCGGCUUCCCACGCCGUGAACGGGCCACCCCAGCAGCCGCCUCCCGCCGUCGCGACGGGGCCCAAGGUGGAGACGCAGCCGCAGCCGGGGACGCAGACUGCUAUGACGUCGCAGCCGGCCGGCCUGCUCGGCGAGACCAACUACUCGCCGGAUCACGACUCUGGAGACAGCAGGUCAAAUUCCUAG
This is a messenger RNA of Thyridium curvatum, 1158 nucleotides long. RefSeq lists its product as uncharacterized. Gene Ontology annotation, cellular component: Golgi apparatus; membrane. Bases 1 to 1158 code for a protein of 385 amino acids. The transcript is spliced from 2 exons. Gene Ontology annotation, biological process: retrograde vesicle-mediated transport, Golgi to endoplasmic reticulum. The record is from RefSeq and is a predicted model, not a curated record. Lineage: Eukaryota; Fungi; Ascomycota; Sordariomycetes; Thyridiales; Thyridiaceae.